Colletotrichum tamarilloi is the source of this 528-nucleotide messenger RNA. RefSeq lists its product as uncharacterized. NCBI's taxonomy places the organism in Eukaryota, Fungi, Ascomycota, Sordariomycetes, Glomerellales, Glomerellaceae. Bases 1 to 528 code for a protein of 175 amino acids. The transcript has 2 exons. The record is from RefSeq and is a predicted model, not a curated record.
AUGUCAUUAGUUUCCUUGCCGUCGUGCCAGUCGGCGUUCGUCAAGAAGACCCUCACGACCCUUCUUCACCUCCGACGUCAAGUCAACGUGUCAAAGCGCAACCUGUUCGCACUCCGCAAGUCCACGGCCUGCCUGCAUGACGAACAUUCUUCGGCGGAUCGCUUAAACGUCUCCAGCUUUUGCCCCUUCGCCGCGAACCGGCAUUGCGACGGGGCGUGGGUGCCUCCAAGGCCCCUUUCUUGGCGUGUCAACCCUUCGCGUCAAGGAACGAAGAUUUCGGUCAAUCAGCCAAUCUUUUCAAGCCAAUUGGGGUUACACGAUGGCCACAGGCCGAGAAUACCUAGCGCGUGGUUUCAUCAUCUCGGCGAGCCACCUCUCCGUGUCCCUCGAAACAACGUCGCCUGCUGUCAGCGCCGUGUAUUCGGUCCUCGCACGUCCGCGGCGGCCCCCCACUGCAAGGACCAUCCCAAGUUCGGUCCCAAGUCGGCGACAGGACUUACUCUCCUUCAAUCUUUGCGCAUUGCGUAG